AUGGAUGUUGAUUCUGACGUUAAUGUCUCCAGGUUAAGAGAUGAACUGCAUAAGGUGGCAAACGAGGAAACAGAUACCGCCACUUUCAAUGAUGAUGCGCCAUCCGGCGCCACCUGCCGUAUUUGUCGUGGAGAAGCUACUGAGGACAAUCCUCUUUUCCAUCCUUGUAAAUGCAGGGGCUCAAUUAAAUACAUGCAUGAAUCCUGUCUGUUGGAAUGGGUAGCUUCAAAAAAUAUAGACAUUUCAAAACCAGGCGCGGAUGUUAAAUGUGACAUCUGUCACUAUCCCAUUCAAUUCAAAACGAUAUAUGCGGAAAACAUGCCCGAAAAGAUACCUUUUUCUUUACUACUAUCCAAGAGCAUCUUGACAUUUUUCGAAAAAGCUCGUUUGGCUUUAACGAUUGGUUUGGCCGCUGUACUAUAUAUUAUCGGUGUUCCUUUGGUAUGGAACAUGUUUGGAAAAUUAUACACCAUGAUGCUAGAUGGAUCAUCCCCUUAUCCUGGUGAUUUCCUAAAGAGUUUGAUUUAUGGUUAUGAUCAGUCAGCAACUCCAGAAUUAACCACGAGAGCAAUUUUUUACCAACUUUUACAAAACCAUUCGUUUACGUCUUUACAAUUUAUUAUGAUAGUGAUACUACAUAUAGCAUUGUACUUUCAAUACGAUAUGAUAGUAAGAGAGGAUGUUUUCAGUAAAAUGGUUUUCCACAAGAUAGGUCCAAGAUUAUCUCCCAAGGACUUGAAAUCACGUUUGAAGGAAAGAUUCCCCAUGAUGGAUGAUAGAAUGGUUGAAUAUUUAGCGAGGGAAAUGAGAGCUCAUGACGAAAAUCGUCAAGAGCAAGGUCAUGAUAGACUGAACAUGCCAGCCGCAGCAGCAGAUAAUAAUAAUAAUGUUAUUAAUCCCAGAAACGAUAACGUUCCACCUCAGGAUCCUAAUGACCAUCGGAAUUUUGAAAACCUUCGCCACGUAGACGAAUUAGAUCAUGAUGAGGCUACGGAAGAGCACGAGAACAACGACUCUGACAAUAGUUUACCAUCAGGUGAUGAUUCGUCACGAAUUUUACCGGGGUCUUCAAGUGACAACGAAGAAGAUGAAGAAGCAGAGGGGCAACAGCAACAGCAGCAACCAGAAGAAGAGGCAGAUUACCGUGAUCAUAUAGAGCCCAAUCCGAUUGACAUGUGGGCAAAUCGUCGUGCGCAAAAUGAAUUUGAUGACCUAAUCGCUGCUCAACAGAACGCAAUAAACAGGCCCAACGCUCCGGUUUUCAUCCCACCACCUGCCCAAAACAGAGCUGGAAAUGUCGAUCAAGACGAACAAGACUUUGGCGCAGCUGUUGGUGUGCCACCAGCACAGGCUAACCCAGACGAUCAAGGACAAGGCCCUCUAGUGAUAAAUCUCAAAUUGAAAUUGUUGAAUGUCAUUGCUUAUUUCAUAAUUGCCGUAGUUUUCACCGCAAUAUACCUGGCAAUUUCCUAUUUGUUUCCAACUUUUAUUGGGUUCGGUUUGUUGAAAAUUUAUUUUGGUAUAUUUAAGGUUAUUUUGCGUGGGUUGUGCCAUCUUUACUACUUGUCUGGCGCUCAUAUAGCUUACAAUGGGCUGACGAAACUGGUCCCUAAAGUAGAUGUCGCGAUGAGUUGGAUUUCAGACCACUUAAUUCAUGACAUCAUUUAUCUUUACAACGGCUACACUGAAAACACCAUGAAGCACUCAAUUUUCAUCAGAGCUUUACCUGCUUUAACGACGUAUCUAACCUCAGUCAGUAUCGUUUGUGCUUCAUCCAAUCUUGUCUCGAGGGGUUAUGGCCGUGAGAACGGAAUGAGCAACCCUACUAGAAGGCUGAUUUUCCAGAUUUUAUUUGCACUCAAAUGCACUUUCAAGGUGUUCACUUUAUUUUUCAUCGAAUUGGCUGGAUUCCCCAUUCUAGCUGGUGUAAUGCUAGAUUUCUCAUUAUUUUGCCCAAUCCUGGCAUCCAAUAGUCGGAUGCUUUGGGUUCCUUCAAUAUGCGCAAUAUGGCCUCCAUUUUCCCUUUUCGUAUACUGGACGAUUGGUACUCUCUACAUGUAUUGGUUUGCCAAAUAUAUCGGAAUGAUUAGGAAAAAUAUCAUUAGACCAGGUGUUCUAUUCUUUAUCAGAUCUCCAGAAGAUCCUAAUAUUAAGAUCUUGCAUGAUAGUUUAAUUCAUCCGAUGAGUAUUCAAUUAUCAAGGCUUUGCUUAUCCAUGUUUAUUUAUGCGAUUUUUAUUGUCUUAGGUUUUGGCUUCCAUACUAGAAUUUUUUUCCCAUUCAUGCUCAAAUCGAACUUAUUAUCCGUUCCUGAAGCUUAUAAACCAACAUCAAUUAUUUCAUGGAAGUUCAAUACAAUUUUGCUAACUUUAUAUUUUACGAAGAGGAUCCUGGAGUCUAGCUCUUACGUUAAACCCUUAUUGGAAAGGUAUUGGAAAACAAUUUUUAAGUUAUGUUCAAGAAAAUUACGUUUAUCAUCCUUUAUCUUAGGUAAAGAUACCCCAACAGAGAGAGGCCAUAUUGUUUACCGCAAUUUGUUUUACAAGUACAUUGCUGCCAAGAAUGCAGAAUGGUCAAACCAAGAACUUUUCACUAAACCAAAGACUCUAGAACAAGCAGAAGAAUUGUUUGGGCAAGUUCGUGACGUUCAUGCUUAUUUUGUCCCCGAUGGCGUUUUAAUGCGUGUUCCUUCUUCUGAUAUAGUAUCCAGAAAUUAUGUACAAACAAUGUUUGUCCCCGUUACAAAGGAUGAUAAGCUGUUGAAACCAUUAGAUUUGGAAAGAAUUAAAGAGAGAAACAAACGUGCUGCUGGUGAAUUUGGUUAUUUAGACGAACAAAACACGGAAUAUGAUCAAUAUUAUAUCGUUUACGUCCCUCCAGAUUUCCGUUUACGCUAUAUGACAUUGCUUGGCCUGGUUUGGUUAUUUGCUUCCAUUUUAAUGCUUGGUGUUACAUUUAUUAGUCAAGCUUUAAUAAACUUUGUUUGUAGUUUCGGCUUUCUUCCAGUCGUAAAGCUAUUGUUAGGUGAAAGAAAUAAGGUCUAUGUUGCAUGGAAGGAACUCUCUGACAUUAGCUACUCCUAUUUGAACAUUUAUUAUGUCUGUGUCGGAUCUGUUUGUUUAUCCAAGAUUGCUAAGGAUAUUCUUCAUUUUACAGAAGGCCAAAACACUCUCGAUGAACAUGCCGUUGACGAAAACGAAGUAGAGGAAGUGGAACACGAUAUACCAGAGAGAGAUAUCAACAAUGCCCCUGUUAAUAAUAUCAAUAAUGUGGAAGAGGGUCAAGGAAUUUUCAUGGCCAUCUUUAACAGUAUAUUUGAUAGUAUGUUGGUGAAGUAUAACCUGAUGGUGUUUAUAGCUAUCAUGAUUGCGGUUAUUAGAACUAUGGUUUCGUGGGUCGUCUUAACCGAUGGUAUACUAGCCUGUUACAAUUAUCUCACCAUCAGAGUGUUUGGCAAUUCUUCAUACACUAUUGGUAAUUCCAAAUGGUUUAAAUAUGACGAGAGUUUGUUAUUCGUCGUUUGGAUCAUUUCGUCAAUGGUCAAUUUCGGAACCGGAUAUAAGUCAUUGAAACUAUUUUUCAGAAACAGAAAUACUAGUAAAUUGAACUUCUUGAAAACAAUGGCUUUGGAACUGUUUAAACAAGGUUUCCUGCACAUGGUAAUUUACGUCUUGCCGAUUAUUAUUUUAUCCUUAGUAUUUUUACGUGAUGUUUCUACAAAGCAGAUUAUCGAUAUUAGCCAUGGAUCCAGGAGUUUCACUUUAUCGCUUAACGAAUCAUUCCCAACAUGGACAAGGAUGCAAGAUAUUUAUUUCGGACUACUGAUAGCAUUAGAGUCAUUUACGUUCUUUUUCCAAGCAACUGUGCUGUUCAUUCAAUGGUUCAAAAGUACUGUACAGAAUGUAAAAGACGAGGUUUACACUAAGGGUAGAGCUUUAGAAAAUUUACCAGAUGAAAGUUAA
This is a messenger RNA of Saccharomyces cerevisiae S288C, 3960 nucleotides long. It is a transcript of the gene SSM4, whose product is annotated as E3 ubiquitin-protein ligase SSM4. Lineage: Eukaryota; Fungi; Ascomycota; Saccharomycetes; Saccharomycetales; Saccharomycetaceae. The transcript has a single exon. Bases 1 to 3960 code for a protein of 1319 amino acids. Gene Ontology annotation, biological process: protein ubiquitination. Gene Ontology annotation, cellular component: nuclear inner membrane; endoplasmic reticulum membrane. The record is from RefSeq and is marked reviewed. Gene Ontology annotation, molecular function: ubiquitin protein ligase activity; zinc ion binding.